AUGGGGGAUCCUGGACGACUCACUCUCCCAUGUGAGUGUGGGAAUAGUAUGAAGGUUCAUGCUUUAGUAGAUUCUGGGGCUAGCAUAAAUUUGAUGCCUUACUCGUUUUAUCAAAAAUUGAAUAUUCGGAAGUUGAAGGCUACAAAGAUGACUAUUCACAUGGCGAACCGUUCAGUGACACAGCCUCGGGGCAUUGUGGAAGAUAUUCUCGUGAAAACUGGGAAAUUCGUUUUUCCAAUAGACUUUGUGGUUCUGGAUAUGAAAGAAGAUCCCAAUACGAAUCCAACUUCUUGGGUAAGCAAGGAAGAUGAUGAGAUGUCGAGUGAUGAAGAGGAGGUUACUUCAAAAGUAACAAAUCCAGUGGUGAGAGAGGAGAAGGAUACUAUGGAGCUUAAAGAUGAUGAAAAAUUGAGGAUUCAAGGGAUCAAACGCAAGCUCGAUGGAAACGACGUCAAGGAUAAAAAGGAGAAUUCUAAAAAGGCGUAUAUUCGUCGAGUGCAAGCUUACAAAAGUCGUUUCAAGGAACAAAAUAUCCUAGUGGUGGACUCUUCAGAUGAUUCAACCAGCGACCGAAGGAAGGCAUCGGCUGCAAAUCUCCGGCGACUGAAAGAAGGCAUCCGCUGUAAUUCUCCGGCGACUGAAAGAAGGCAGCGACUUCCAACUGCGAAGUUAGAUAUAGAAUCAAGGGAAGAAGAACCAUUACAAGCACAAUCUCAAGCUCAAUCCCAUUCUUCGAUUCAAUCAAAUGUACGAACAAAGACGAAUAUAGCAUGGGAACAUGUUACUCAAGUCGUUGAUGAGAAGGGGGAAAAGGCAUGGAUAUGUAACUUUUGUCAAAAAGUUAUAGGUGGUGGUGGAAUAAAUAGGGUUAAGAAACAUCUUGCUGGUGUUAAAGGUGAGGUAGCAGCAUGCCCAAAAGUUAGUCCAGAAGUGUGGUUUACUAUGCAAGGGAAAUUGAAAGAGACCGCUCAAAAAGAAAAAGAAAAACGUACCACUAGUGUUACUAUCUUGGAUGAUGAUGAAGAGAUGGAGGAAGCAGAAAUUUCAACUGUGAAAAAGGGAAAAAGGAAAUCUACUUCAAACUUGCAUCCAUUUUUUACCAAAGGUAUAAAUGAUCCUUCCCAACCCACUAUCAAAUCUGCAAUGCAAAGUAAGGCAAAAAUACAUGAUGUGGAUUUAGCUAUUGCUAUGUGGUUUUAUGAUGCAUGUAUACCUAUGAAUGCUUGCAACUCUCCUUUUUUUCAACUUAUGGUAGAUAAAAUAGCAAGUAUUGGUUAUGGGUACAAAGCACCUAAUUAUCAUGCUCUGAGGGUUAAUUUAUUGACAGAUGCAAAAAAGUCAGUUUCAUUGAUAAUUGAUUCGUUAAGAAGUCAAUGGGUUGAUACGGGUUGCACAAUUAUGAGUGAUGGGUGGAGGGAUGUUUCACAACGACAUUUGAUUAAUUUCUUGGUUUAUUGUCCGAAAGGGAUAUCAUUUCUUAAAUCUAUUGAUGCAUCUGAUAUAGAGAGCAAUGCUACAAAUUUGUGUAAUUUGUUUGUUGAGAUUGUUGAAAUGGUAGGAGAAAAAAAUGUGGUGCAAAUGGUAACUAAUAAUGCUGCUAAUUACAAGCUUGCUGGUACUAAGUUAUGUGAAAGAUAUCCUUCUAUUACUUGGUCUCCAUGUGCAACGCAUUGUCUUAAUCUUGUAUUAAAGGAUCUUUUAGAAUUGGAUAAUGUGAAAAAAAAAAGACCCGGUUGGAAAGAAAUUAUCCGUCCAGGUGCUACUUGGUUUGGUACCGUGUUCAUUGCAUUGCAAAGUUUGUAUGACCAUAAAGAAGAUUUACAAGCAAUGGUCAUAUCUAAUGAGUUUAAGAAGAUGUUGAAAGUGGGAAAUGCGGUUGAAUUGAAAGUAAUGACUCCUUUGUUAAAGCUUUUGCGGUUGUGUGAUUCGGAUGAAAAACCUGCAAUUGGUUAUGUUUACGAGGGAAUGCGUCGGGCAAGAAGAGGGAUUAAGGAAUUGUUUAAGAAGAAGAAGGAAUUAUAUAGGCCUUACACUAACAUAAUUGAUAGUUGUUGGGAUAGGAUGUUAAGAAAAAGUAUUUAUUGUGCAGCUUAUUGGUUGAAUCCCGUUUUUCAAUAUGAUCAUGCAAAUCUUUGUAAGAAGAAUGAGGUGUUUCAAGGCGUUCUUGAAAUGGUUGAGAAGACUUUUAAAGGUGAUGACGUGUUAAAUAUUACAUUGAAUUUAGGCAGGUUUCGUGAUGCUGAAGGUACUUUUGGUAGAUCUAGUGCAGUUGCUUCUCGUAAUCUUACUCGUCCAGAUGAGUGGUGGAAGUUAUUUGGCGGAGAUAUUCCGGUUUUGCAAAAAUUGAAGGUUGAUAUGAGGUCUUACGAUCCUGUUGACUAUGAAAAUAUUGAUAAGACGAAAUUUUGGGUGGUUGAAGAAGAGCGGGAAGGAGAACUUAAUUAUGAUGAUUUGGAAAAUAUGCUUGAUGAGCAAGAGCAUGAACCGGCUUCUAAAUCACAAGGUGACCAUGUUGAUCAUGAAGUUGAUAGUGAAUUUUAG
Lactuca sativa (garden lettuce) is the source of this 2541-nucleotide messenger RNA. NCBI's taxonomy places the organism in Eukaryota, Viridiplantae, Streptophyta, Magnoliopsida, Asterales, Asteraceae. The record is from RefSeq and is a predicted model, not a curated record.